GUAAUUCAAUCAAUCAAUCAAUCAAACCCUCUCUCUCUCUCUCUCUCUCUCUCUCUCUUCUGUCAGAUAUUCGCUUAAUCGGUCCCCAAAAUCUUCAUUAUUCGAUUGUCGUUUGCCAUGUGUUAUUUGUGUGUAAUCGUGCGGGGAUUGUUGCUCGUCUGAUGAUGAAUGGUGGUUUCGGAGUUAGGGUUGGAUUCUGAAGAUUUAGGGUUAGAAUAUUAUCCGAGGAUGGGGGGUCCUUGAUUGUGAAUGAAACCAUCCUGUCGAGUUGAUUGAUUUCCCAAUUUUUGUUUUAAUUCAUUUAUUUCUUUAGCUGCGUAAUCGGAGCGAACCGUUGUUUUUCGAUCCGGUGGGCUGUUGAUUUGGCAAAUUUUGAUCGGUUUUGGGGGCGGGUUGUUUGGUGGAAUUUUACUCGAGAGGCUACCAGAUCAUGGAUCAUGUUAUUGGCGCAAAGUUUAAGUUGGGGAGGAAAAUCGGGGGUGGCUCUUUUGGAGAGCUCUAUCUAGGUGUAAAUAUACAAACUGGAGAGGAAGUGGGUGUCAAGCUGGAACCUGCCAAGACCAAGCACCCUCAACUUCAUUAUGAAUCCAAAAUUUAUAUGCUUCUUCAAGGAGGAACUGGUAUACCUAACCUCAAAUGGUUUGGAGUUGAGGGUGAGUACAAUGUAAUGGUUAUUGAUCUCCUUGGACCAAGCUUGGAAGACUUGUUCAACUAUUGCAACAGGAAGUUCUCAUUGAAAACAGUUCUAAUGCUUGCAGAUCAGUUGAUUAACAGAGUGGAAUAUGUUCAUUCUAGAGGUUUCCUUCAUCGUGAUAUCAAGCCUGACAAUUUUUUAAUGGGUCUAGGACGCAGAGCAAAUCAGGUUUAUAUUAUUGACUUUGGGCUUGCAAAAAAGUAUCGGGAUCUUCAGACUCAUAAACACAUACCAUACAGAGAAAAUAAGAAUCUCACAGGCACUGCUCGCUAUGCUAGUGUUAAUACACACCGCGGUGUUGAACAAAGCAGAAGGGAUGAUCUGGAAUCUCUUGGUUAUGUGCUUAUGUAUUUCCUAAGAGGAAGUCUUCCCUGGCAGGGGCUGAAAGCUGGCACCAAAAAGCAAAAAUAUGACAAGAUCAGUGAAAAGAAGAUAUUGACCCCAAUAGAGGUACUUUGUAAAUCAUUUCCAUCAGAAUUCAUAUCAUACUUCCACUAUUGUCGGUCAUUGCGAUUUGAAGACAAGCCAGAUUAUUCAUAUUUGAAGAGACUUUUCCGUGACUUAUUUAUUCGAGAAGGUUAUCAGUUUGAUUAUGUUUUUGAUUGGACCAUAUUGAAGUAUCCUCAGAUCGGUGCCAGUUCUAGAGGACGGAAUCCUAGCGGGAAUACUGGCUUAAAUCCUGGGCCAUCUGCAGAGAGACCAGAAAGGAUCUCAGUGGGACAGGAGAUCAGAGAUAAAUUCUCGGGUGCAGUUGAAGUAUUUACCAGAAAACAAGGUUCAGGUUAUGGUCGGCAUGGUGACCUAGCCAAAAACAAGAAUUCUGAUGAUGUACCUUCGUCCAAAGAUGUGGAAUAUGAUUCAGAAAGAGGCCGAUCUUCACGAAAUGGCAGCUCCUCAAAACGUGCUAUUUCCACCAGCAGACCCACGUCGUCUGGCGAAACAAGUGAAGUGCGCCCAAGCCGGCUGGCCCCUAGUGGCGGACGCUUUUCUACGACACAGAGAAUUCAACCAGGGGUUGAGCCAAAAUCAUCACCAUUUACUCGGACCACAAUGAUGAAGGGCCCCCGUGAUGAUACCCUUCGCAGCUUUGAGCUCCUCUCACUGAGGAAGUAAGCUGCUGGAUUUCUUUCGCCGUCAAGUAGUAUUUUACUCAUGUGCCAAACAAAUUGAUGAAAGACUACUCUAUAUAUUGAAGCAUUAGCACUAUCACAAUCUUGUAUAUUGUAAACAUUGUCUUACAUCCCUCCACCUCCCUCCCUCCCUCCCACAAUCAGUUGUCUUUUGGCGUCUCUUCUUAUUUGUUUGGUGUUGCCGGGCAUUGUAGCUCAUGUUUAUACUCAUCCAAAGAGGUUCGAAAUCUAUAUGGAAUGGCCCAUAAAUUUUCAAUUA
This is a messenger RNA of Diospyros lotus (date-plum), 2083 nucleotides long. Its product is annotated as casein kinase 1-like protein 10. The coding region runs from base 431 to 1807 and encodes 458 amino acids. Gene Ontology annotation, biological process: endocytosis; signal transduction; peptidyl-serine phosphorylation. The transcript is spliced from 14 exons. The record is from RefSeq and is a predicted model, not a curated record. NCBI's taxonomy places the organism in Eukaryota, Viridiplantae, Streptophyta, Magnoliopsida, Ericales, Ebenaceae. Gene Ontology annotation, molecular function: ATP binding; protein serine/threonine kinase activity. Gene Ontology annotation, cellular component: nucleus; cytoplasm.